AUGGCCUUGCUUAGGAAGCAGCUUUCGUUUUCAUCUUCGAGCUUCAAAUCUUCAAGAACUACGAACAUACACUACCCUAUAAACUCGAGUCAUCCGCCUGGUACAAUCUCUGAAUUUGUUUGGAAAGAUUACAGCCCUGUCCUUUUCAGAAAUAUACAAGAGCUUGGAGAUGUUAAUUACGAUGAUUACAUGAUAUCAGUGUGCAACCAUGAAAAUCUCUUGGAAUUGACAGUGCGUGGCUCUGGUAAGCCGUUCCAUGUGUCUCAUGAUGACCGAUUUGUCAUAAAAACCUUGCGCAAAUCUGAAGCUAAGGUUCUCUUAGAGAUGCUUCCAAGUUUCUACGAUCACAUUCAGAAGUACGGAAACUCCCUCUUAGCCAAGUACUAUGGCCUUCAUGCUACAAGACCUGGUAGCGGAGGUACAAAGAUAUAUUUUGUUGUAAUGGAGAACCUGUUACGAACAGAAAUGCAAAUACACAAACGAUAUGAUCUCAAAGGAUCAUCACAAGGAAGAAGUGCCACUAAAAAUGGAACUCAACCCAUACUAGCCUUAAAAGACCCUGAAUUCGAUUUCUGCUUCUACCUCGAUUCUUCCACUCAGAGUCAGAUCCUAGAGCAAAUUAAGCUAGACUGUAAAUAUUUGGAGGAGCAAGGAAUCAUGGAUUACAGUUUGUUGCUUGGUAUACAUGUGGAACAAACACGUCGAGAUUCAGCAAAAGGGCGCCCGUGUCAUGAUCCAUCACAAGUACAAAACGGAAUGGACCGUACUCAAUCUGAGAUUGUGGAACCAUAUCACAGUCGAGACCCUACUUUUUCACACUUCUUCACAGCAGCUGCUGCAACAGAAGAUAAUAGGCGUAACGUUACAAGAUUUGGAGCAAAAAUUCAAGCACGAGCAGUUAAAGUGCCUCAAUGUGAACCCAAGGAAAGUAACCACAGUUCCUCAAAAUUACAAGACUCCAAGAAUGUCUACUUGUUUCUAGGAAUAAUUGAUUUCUUACAAGAUUACAACGUGAUGAAACGACUCGAGCAUGCUUACAAGUCGUUGCAGUAUGAUUCCAAGACAAUCUCAUCUGUGAAUCCUAAUUUUUAUGCAGCUCGGUUUCAGGAUUUCCUCUCCAAAGUAUUCCUCGUAGAAGAAUCGAGCAGCCUUCAAUCCGAAAGGCUAGUUAUACAGAAAGCCACGAGUUGGCAGUCUUAACAAAUUGCUUAAAUAUGAUUUAGA
This is a messenger RNA of Chenopodium quinoa (quinoa), 1224 nucleotides long. RefSeq names its product phosphatidylinositol 4-phosphate 5-kinase 10-like. The record is from RefSeq and is a predicted model, not a curated record. NCBI's taxonomy places the organism in Eukaryota, Viridiplantae, Streptophyta, Magnoliopsida, Caryophyllales, Amaranthaceae. Gene Ontology annotation, biological process: phosphatidylinositol metabolic process. Gene Ontology annotation, molecular function: phosphatidylinositol kinase activity. The coding region runs from base 1 to 1200 and encodes 399 amino acids. The transcript has 7 exons.